CCUCAAUGAUAAGCCAGAAGAUUCGGAAAAAACUAUUGUAUGCGAUGUCGCUAUGACACUCGGCGAAUGGGAGACUGGAGACAUCCUGAGCAAUUAUUCUUAUCCCAAGUCAACGUCGGGCGCAUUUGGGAGCGUAUUCUAUGGAGAAGAAAAGAUUACUCGUCGUCCGGUGGCUAUAAAAAUUGUUGAAGUAUCCAUGGAUAAGACCGUUUCGUACAAUGGAAUAAAUUCCAAAGAAGCAGCUCUUCUCAAAAAAAUUCCAUGGCAUCGACUGGGCAGAAGCAUAUCCAACCAAUGGAUUUUCGUGUUUGAAUAUCACGGAUAUGGCCAAGAUAAACCAAAAUCCACUUUAAGACAUUACUUAAGAGAUGUUGCGAGAAGUAGAGGGAAGCAAGGAUUAACGGAAAACGAAGCGAAGAAAAUUAUGUGUCAGUUAUUGUCGGCAUGUAAUCAUUUGGAGAGACACGGGAUUACCACUGUGAUUUAA
Molecule: messenger RNA, 487 nt
Organism: Paraglomus brasilianum
Lineage: Eukaryota; Fungi; Glomeromycota; Glomeromycetes; Paraglomerales; Paraglomeraceae
Source: the annotation of a GenBank genome assembly